UAUGCACCCGUACGGAUUCAUCCACUGAGAGUGGGCCUCCGCUGGCAGCUGGCGAACCGAAAGUAAAGGAAAAAACAGACUCUGAAGACUAAGGAGAUUUUCCAUACCUUUGCUGAGUUUGAACUGGGAUUUUCAUUGUGUCGUUUGAUGUGAGAUUUGUGGAUAUUUCAUCCGAAAAAAAUAACUCCUAGUUCAGUGUUGGGCUUAGUUCGCUUGAAGUAAACGAAGAAGUUCAAACAGAUUCAUUCGACGAUUGAUGUUCAAUGUGUAAUAACUUCUCAUAGGAUUACAUCUUGAGGGAUAUUUGCGAGAAAUUUGCGUGAAUAAUUGAGUUGUGUCAGUGGGGAAUGCUGCUGGUGAAUAAAUGAUAGCACUUAGUCUGCAUAGAUCGUAUCGCUGCUGACUCCAACUGGUGGGUGCCAAAGAAGAAAAAACGGAAGGACACUUUCCCAUCCGAUUCCAAUUUAGAGCGGAGAUCGUCAACGAAACCGGACCAGUCCAGACUGGUUUGUGUGUGGGUGCAAAGUGAUAAAGACAUUGAUUUGAUAUUUCCCUUGCGACGAAAAUGAAGAGGAGUUAAGCUCGGUACCUUGGUGAUGGUGAAUUAUUUACUGUCAGCUCUGCAUUACUAGAGAGGCCCGGGUCGUGUGAUGGGAGCAGCAGCAUCUCAGUGAUAACUGAAACCAAACGUGGAUGGUAUUCAAUCUGGUGAAACAUUUUUGCCAUCUGUCAGGAAUUUUCCAUCAAAUCGUAGUCCCAUACUAGUGAUAAAAGUUCGAUUAGGAGGCUUAAAAAGUCGCAUAUAAAUCACAGCUCAGAGGCCACAGAAGCCGAAGUCGAAGUGGUAUGGGAAUUCGGUGGAACGCUAUCCAUUCCGAGGAAUUUGAGAUUUUGACUCCUGUACAGGGGAUCGCAUUCAGAAAUAUGUCCUAGUGUGUGGUACGAGUGGAAAAUCGAAGAAAAAGUACAACCAAUCGAAAGCGAAAACCCGGUGAAAAGUAGAAGAGAAAAUACGAGAAUAAAUAUAUUUUCUUACAUUUCAAUCAAAAGCAACACUUUGCGAUAGCUUCUGCACAAGUGCUCGGGGUUAAACGUAAAUGUGUGCGGGAAGAAAGUAAAAACAGCAGUUCUUAUCGUGGAAGCAAAAACGCUAUCGAACAGUGUUUGAAAAAAAAAAGAAAAACAAGAAAAUAUUGUAAUUGUUAUUGAUCGAGAUAGGGUGAAAAGGCUGGAAAAUAUAUACUAAACCAAAAAAAAUCCUAAACCAAAGUGCGAGCAGCGAAUAGAAAGAAAAAAGGAGCUUAAGAAGUGUGCGGGCUCGAAAGUGAUUUUCCUCCUUAUUGGUCCUUCAGGGUCGUGUCAACAAUACAUUUGCGUGAACGUCGAACCUGUAAUUAAUAAUAAUAGUGUUAUGAAGAAAAACCACCCCAACGUGGCAAAAAGCAAGUGGCGACGAGGUGGCAGAUAAAGUGGCAACAAUUGUGUGCGCUAGUUGUAUACUCACUUUUCCUGUGUGUCGGGAAUUUAUGCUCAGUGAGGCGAAAUCAAGUGUAAAUCUAAAGGAAGAAAAUCAGCGUCACUAGGGAAACCCCGAAGAAUUUCCAAGAAACAGAGCAAUCUAGCCGUGUGGCGAGCGAAUUUCCCUCCGUGCAGUGGCAGCAGCAAGUCAGCAGAGGCAGUGGUGUGAAGACAGUGUUCAACAAGAAGCUAAAAAGGAGGUGAAAAAAGCGAGUUUUUCCCGAGUUCAGCAGCCAGUCGAAGCCGUUCGGUUCAGUGUGUCUGUGCGAGAAAAGUUGGAGAGCACUGGGUUGGUGUUGGUGGCUGCCCCGAGAAGAGUGUAGGAAAGCAUCAUCGCCAGCAUACAGGUUUCCAUCGACCGACGACAACGCGGCAGCAGCCAACCCGUCAGCCCAAGAUCAGUCAAAUCAGGGCAGUGUGUGUAUCGAAGAGAUUCGUGGAGCUCGUGUGAAGAAAUGCCUUGAUGCUGAAAUGCGGCUGUCCAUCAAUGCCCAUCAGAAUGGUCAUUCGAUGCGUAUAAACCAUGAUUGACGAACUAACUUUGCUCGAACAAUCCAACGGCGAUGCGAUUUGGAUUGCCAAGCCAAGCGUCAGUGGAACCGACUUCUGCAACACCGCCAGCUGCUGCUCCGGCUAGAGAUCAUUACUAAGCACUCAAGUACCAUGGAAUGAGAUGGAAACGCUCUCAACUGCCAUAAGAAGCGGACAGCGGAACAAGUUGACAACAUCCCACUAACCGUUGGUCGUCGGAUGGACUUUUUCCCUAACGAGUAUGUUGUUCAUGUUUGGGAUUCGUCGGAAUUGAAACUUGGCAUCGUCGAAGUGCUAGCACGGAUCUUAUGUCGGCUUAACCCGAGAGGGGGAAUUAUUACUCGCUAGAGUGGUGGGGCUUGGUGAAGUUUUGGGGCAGUGGAGAAAAACAAAAUCCCCGCCAGAGCGAUAGCUCGGCAGCUCAGAGCCCAGAAAGUGUAUCCUUCGUGGAAAGCGGCUAAUGGUGGUAGCUAGGACAACUAAUAUGAGGGCUCGUCGUGCCAAAGCCUCUCGGUAACAAGCGUUUUUCUCCUUGCCAUAUAAGUGAAGCUGGGGACGUGGAAAAGAGAGGGGAGUGAAUGGUGAAAAAUUGAAGAUCAAGUGUUGCUAGACGGCUGGUUGGAAGAGAAACUUGCCAGUUGAGAAAUUGGGUGGUGAAGAUUUCGAGAUGAAAGUGAUUAAUCAUCACGGCAGUGGCAUAUGGUUCAAAAAAGCGAUUGGUUCAAAAAACGGGAAAUGCCAGUGAAGAGGAUGGUUUUCUGCUACAUUAACAACAGCUUGAAGUUCUCCAGCAGGAAAGUGCUUCACGGUGAAUAAUUUUCAAUAUCACCACAAUGUUAAUCAGAUCGUGAUGCGUUUAAAUCGUCUAGGUUGAAUGUCUCGAGGACUGUGUGGUUAGUAAGGGGAUUCAAACUUCGCCGACAUCAGCGGAAAUAGCCGGAUGGAUUUGUUCAAGCUUGCUUCGUAGGGAUCCAUCGAGGGAAUUUGCAUUUGACCCUGGGAACAAAAAGCGGCACAAGAAAAAAACAAAUGGAAAAUGUAGUCCGAGCACGUUGAUUUCGUGGAAUUUGCGCUUCUCAUUAUUUCCCAUCUGCAUAGAACCGAACUUAGAGCAAAGCCAUUACCAUUAACAAAGAUCGAAAAGAAUCGCAAAAAUAGGAGAAGCUCCAGCGUACACAAAUCCGAGAUUUUUUGCCGCUUCCUUCUUGUACUUUGAAACCAAAUAUUUUUAGCUUGCCGAACAGAAGCCUAUUAUCCUUUGGACAAAGCCUUCAGAGUCGUUCAUGAAAGGAAUAAUUUUCCUAGGCGGUAAAAGCGAGAGCGGAAAAAUUAUACGAAAACGGUUAUUUAUUUGAACCGACGCGUAGAGAUUUUUUAGUCUCAGCGGGGCACCCCCGGAACGAAUGUCAUAAUUGGAUUUAUUUUGUGCCGAGCAGUGGGGAUACAAUAAGCCCGACAGAGGCGGCCUCCGUCUGCCAUUAGACAACGACGAUCCACAGCAGCAAGGUCACGUCAGAAAUCACAAGAAGAAAAAACGGCAGAACUCAUAUAGCAGCUGCGGUAGACCGUCUUAUCGCACCGGAGGGGGUGUGGAUAUCAUUAUCGUGUCGUUUCUCGUGCUCUAUUGGGGGCCCAUCGAAAAAUUCCACCGAAUAGCAUGGCUUCGGUCGCCGCUUGGUUGCCAUUUGCACGGGCGGCGGCCAUCGGGUGGGUCCCAAUAGCAUCCCAUCCACUACCAGCACCCCCGGUGUUCAAGGACCGCCUCAGAUCAGAAGACGAGAAGCUAAUCAUAAACGUCUCCGGACGAAGGUUCGAAACCUGGCGAACGACCGUUGAGAAGUACCCAGACACACUAUUAGGCUCCAAUGAGAGAGACUUCUUCUACGAUGAAGAUAGCAAAGAGUAUUUUUUCGACCGUGAUCCGGACAUAUUUAGGCACAUAUUAAAUUACUACCGAACUGGGAAGCUGCACUAUCCUCGACACGAGUGUUUGCUCAGUUACGAUGAGGAAUUAGCAUUCUUCGGAAUCAUGCCGGACGUGAUUGGAGACUGCUGCUACGAAGACUACCGGGAUCGGAAGCGGGAGAACGCCGAACGACUGAUGGACGACAAACUGUCGGAGAAUAGUGAUAAUAAUCUGCAACAGCUUACCAACAUCAGACAACGGAUGUGGCGAGCAUUCGAGAAUCCACACACUUCCACUGCCGCCCUCGUGUUCUACUAUGUUACGGGCUUCUUCAUUGCUGUAUCUGUGAUGGCCAACGUCGUCGAGACGGUUCCCUGCGGGUUACGGCCGGGCCGUGCCGGCACCUUAUCUUGCGGCGAACGGUACAAAAUCGUAUUCUUCUGCCUGGACACGGCGUGUGUGAUGAUCUUCACAGCAGAAUAUCUGCUUCGGUUAUUCGCCGCACCGUGCCGGUGUAAAUUCAUGCGCAGCGUCAUGAGCAUCAUCGAUGUGGUCGCCAUCCUGCCGUACUACAUCGGUCUCGGAAUCACCGACAACGACGAUGUGUCCGGUGCGUUCGUAACGUUGCGAGUGUUCCGGGUGUUCCGAAUCUUCAAGUUUUCGCGCCACUCGCAGGGUCUGCGGAUUCUCGGCUACACGCUCAAGUCGUGCGCCUCCGAGCUGGGCUUCCUGGUGUUUUCGCUGGCGAUGGCCAUCAUCAUCUUCGCCACGGUCAUGUUCUACGCCGAGAAGAACGUGGACGGCACGAACUUCACCUCCAUUCCGGCGGCGUUUUGGUAUACUAUUGUCACGAUGACAACGUUAGGUUACGGUGAUAUGGUGCCAGAGACAAUAGCCGGUAAGAUCGUGGGAGGUGUCUGUUCCCUGAGCGGUGUGUUGGUCAUCGCGCUACCCGUACCUGUAAUCGUGUCCAACUUCAGCCGCAUCUACCACCAGAACCAGCGGGCGGACAAGCGGAAAGCACAGCGGAAAGCACGUCUCGCACGAAUACGAAUAGCGAAAGCGGGCGCUAGUGCAGCGUUCGCGAGCAAGAAGAAGGCUGCCGAAUCGCGGCUAGCGGCGCAGGAGUCUGGCAUCGAACUGGACGACAACUACAACGAUGAAGACAUCUUCGAGCUACAGCAUCACCAUCUGUUAAGAUGUUUAGAGAAAACUACGGACCGGGAGUUUGUCGAGCUAGAGACGCAGUACAAUGGCCAAACCAAACGGCCCGGAUCGCCGUCACCGAUGGCCAGCCCAUCCCACUCGGCAAACACAACCACCGGGGCUACCGGGCUGCUGCAGUCCUGCUGCGGUCGGUGCUGUUCCCAGCGAUAUCAGAACUACACCUCGGCGAACCAAUGAUGUCAGGAGGACGACAUCCCGCUGCGGGAGAGGAAAAAGUCGUAAUAGAUUCCGGAGGCCACCGAAGACGAUGGAAACCAGUUUGAGUGAGCUCAUCAUCCGAUUAUUAGUCCCAGUCUAGAGGACGGGUUCAUACCCCUCAUGGUCCUAUAUCAACGUCAUCAUCGUCGCUGUCGUCGUCAUCGUCCGUACCUCGAAACCGGAAUGUUUUCUCUCCAGUAGCGAUAACGGCCACUCUAGCACACAUACAAAAACACACACACAGACACAUGAACGCUAUCCAGUGUCGCCAUCAAGCCAGUCAGCCAGUGUGUCCAACUGUGGGUCCCUAACGGUUGUGUGAACCCACCCACCCAAGCCUCACAACACAACAAUGCAUCAGUCGUCAUCAUUACCAAAGUAGAAUAUUAUCAGCGCACCAUACGGUCGUCACAUUCGGGUGCUCAUCGUUCAUCGUUCGCCAGUUCGUCCUGCAACGUCGCAACUUCUUGGCAACAAACACUAAUUUAAUUUAGCAUUAAUUAACAAAUUAUAGAUGUACAGUGUUAUUCUUCCACCCACCCUUGAAUGGGGUGAGGAAAGAGGACUUUUGAAAAGUGGAGUACAGAGCCGAACGUUGGAGUUGAGAAUGUAUAAUAAGUAUGAAACAGAUGAACAUUUUUAGGUUUUAGAGAUAACCAACCAACAACGUGGAAAGGUAAACAAAUUUUAGGGUAGCAAUUGAAUUUAACUUAAUGAGAAACAAAGGCAAAAACCUAGUCGAGAUACAGUUACCACGUAGCAAAACGAAUACUACUAGAACUAUUACUACUGUUACUCUUUACUGCUACUAUCCCUAACUACGAUUCCUGAUUAUUAUUUUUUUCGUGGAAAGGAUCCAUUAAGCGAAUGAAAGAGAAUAUUGAUACCAAACGAGAAAACCCAGCUUUAAUAAACUCGACUAUUUUAUUUUA
Messenger RNA from Armigeres subalbatus, 6312 nucleotides. RefSeq names its product potassium voltage-gated channel protein Shal (gene Shal). Gene Ontology annotation, molecular function: A-type (transient outward) potassium channel activity; protein binding. The record is from RefSeq and is a predicted model, not a curated record. Gene Ontology annotation, cellular component: membrane; voltage-gated potassium channel complex. Gene Ontology annotation, biological process: protein homooligomerization; potassium ion transmembrane transport. The transcript is spliced from 10 exons. Lineage: Eukaryota; Metazoa; Arthropoda; Insecta; Diptera; Culicidae. The coding region runs from base 3707 to 5359 and encodes 550 amino acids.